This is a messenger RNA of Lachancea sp. 'fantastica', 1422 nucleotides long. The record is from the annotation of a GenBank genome assembly. NCBI's taxonomy places the organism in Eukaryota, Fungi, Ascomycota, Saccharomycetes, Saccharomycetales, Saccharomycetaceae.
AUGAAAGGAGCUCUAUAUGGUAUGAGAAUGGCGCAUUGUGGGCCUGGGAUAACAUCCGGGCCGAAGUGGAGGCUUACAGCUCGAACUUUGAUGCAAAAACAGUAUUUGGGCAAGUCACCAGCCAAAAAUGGGAGAAAUGAGGAAAGUAAUGGGAGCAGUAGUUCGUCUGAAAAUGGCGGUGGAUAUGUUAGAAAGGCAUUGCUUACAAUACUAGUUCCAUACACUGGAUAUGCUUUGUAUGUCAUAGGACAGGCCAAUGCCGAAAUCACAAAACGAGAACAGGAAGUUAAGCAACAUGAUGAUGACAAGCAUUUUGAUACCACUCUAAUAAAAUACUCACCAUUGGAAGUUCUUGGUCGUUUUGCAAACCCAUUCAAGGAAUAUAGAGUUCUCACCGCCUUUGAAUUUUCGCUCAAUCGAGUGUUGGAACUUUUCCAGCGAAAUCGUGGUGGUAUUCCUACCAGCCCGCAUUCCAUGGAUGAGCUAAUGCCCGUCCAUACCCCUACGUGGACGAGUAAUAACGCCAUAGAGCAGAAAGAUUCCUCUCCUAUUAGCAUUAAGAUUGUCGGAAAAAAUGACCCCGUUGAUCCCCAGCCAUUUGACAACAAUGAAAGGGACCUUCCGGUGCAUACAACUUGGCUAGGUCAAUCAUGCAAUUUCGUGGUGUACAAUGGGUUCAAGAUUUUGACAGAUCCGUUAUUUACUGACUACUUAAUCCAUGAAACACUUGGGCCCAAGCGAAUCACGAAAAUGCCCGCGCAAAUAGAAAAAGUUCCCACCCCCGAUGUCAUAUUGGUAUCACACAACCAUCCGGAUCACCUGGAUUUCAAGAGUAUGGAAUUUUGGGGAUCCAAUGGGAAGGCGCAUCCAAUAUGGAUAGUUCCCAAGGGUAUGGCUCAAUUCAUGAAAGACCACGAUGUGACAAACGUCGUGGAGCUGUCGUGGUGGGAGACAGCUCGAAUUACCAAAGGAGACAACGCUUACGAUAUCUCUUGCACACCAGCGAUGCACUGGUCCGGAAGGUCCCUCGUGGAUACAAACCGCUCGCUCUGGUGCUCAUUUUUGUUUUCGCAUCGUAGCAAGCCAAUACUAUUCCAUGCUGGGGAUACGGGAUAUGUCUGGGAUUUGUUCAAGAGAAUUAGCAACCGGUAUGGGAAGGGCGUAAAACUGGCCCUCUUACCAUGUGGCCAGUACUGUCCGUCGUGGCAUCAAAAACCAAGACACAUCAAUCCCGAAGAGGUCUUGAGAAUCAAAAAUGAUCUUCAAGCUCAAAAUGUGCUUGGCGUUCAUUGGGGUACUUUCGUGUUGAGCGGAGAGUAUUUUCGCGAGCCAAAGGAGAGGCUGGAAAUGCUAGCGGAAUGGGAAGGGGUGAAAGACAAAUGCUUUUGUCCUGAGUUGGGCAGGACAAUAACUCUCAAAUGA